Colletotrichum gloeosporioides is the source of this 1287-nucleotide messenger RNA. RefSeq lists its product as uncharacterized. Bases 1 to 1287 code for a protein of 428 amino acids. Gene Ontology annotation, cellular component: cytoplasm; dynactin complex. Gene Ontology annotation, biological process: mitotic spindle organization. The record is from RefSeq and is a predicted model, not a curated record. The transcript has 3 exons. Lineage: Eukaryota; Fungi; Ascomycota; Sordariomycetes; Glomerellales; Glomerellaceae.
AUGGCGCUGAACCGCAAGUACGCAGCGUUGCCAGAUCUGGACUCAGCACCAGAUGUUUACGAGACCCCAGAAUUGACAGACGACACUUCCACGGUCCCAACAACAACGGUGCAAUCGCAUUCCGACAACGAAUUCGACGACGACCUUGACGACGAUAUAAACGGCAUUUCCCGGUCACGACUUCGCAUAGACCAAGCGAGGUCUCGUUUCCUGCCUGCCGGCGUCGACGCAACCGGUGUUGACUUCUCAGACCGAGUCGAUGGCAAGCGCAAGUCCUACAAGGCCUCGACCAGGCGCCAGCGCUUUCUGCAAGACGGCACCGAGGAAAUUGGCGAUCUCAGCGACGAAGAUGACGAGGAUAACCUAGAGAGAAAGAUUGCGCGCCUGCAACGCGAGGUUGAAGAGGCUAGGGAGGAGUAUGGCAAACGAAGGGAGGCCGCCGCCCAAGCCGGCGGGGCUGACCAGGAGGAGAAGCUUGGCUCUCUUAGCAAGGUUCUCGACGAGAUUUCCAAGACCAUUGAGCCUCACACCAAGAGCACAGGUGUCGCGCAACCUGCGCCGCAAGCGCCCAAGGAAUUGCAAGCGGGAUCGCAGGAUGCAUUGGCAGCGGGAAGUGCAGCAACCUACACUGUCACAUAUGCUCCCACAUACGAACAGAGUCACGCUCUCGCCAAAGCCGCGGACUUUGAUCGCCGUCUUGUUCUGUUGGAGAAGGCUAUUGGAGUUGGCUCUUCGGCCCUGCCAGAGGUCGACAUCAACGGCUUGCCCAGGGCAAUUCUGCCAACUCUUGAUGGCCUGCAGAAGCAGAUUACUACUUUGUCACAAGCGUCAACGUCCAAUCUGGACACAAUCAGUCGUCGCGUGCGUACUCUCAUUCAGGAGGCACAGGAACUAGAGAAGGCCCGUCAAGGGGCUAAGUCUGCACAAGAGACGCUGGGUAAUGGCGGUACGCCUAGUGAAGAGGCGCAGGCACCGGAGCAGGUGGCCAAGAUCAACGCACUUUAUGGGACUCUGCCAACGAUUGAGAGCCUGGCUCCUCUGCUGCCGCCGCUAUUGGAUCGUCUUAGAUCCCUUCGGGCUAUCCACUCCGAUGCUGCGACGGCAAGCGAGAUGCUUGAACGAAUUGAGAGACAGCAGACCGAUAUGGCUACUGAUCUCAAGCAGUGGAAGGAAGGAUUGGAGAAGGUUGAGGAAGCUAUGAAGGAAGGCAGCACGUCCAUGGCGGGCAACAUGAAGGUAAUGGAGGCCUGGGUUAAGGACUUGGAGGGGCGCGUUGCAAAGUUGUAA